AUUGUUUCCACUGGCGGUAAUUGGUACUAGGCUGCGCACACAAACGGAGCGAACUGUGAAUCAAAACACGGUAAAAUAACACCUUUUGCUUUUGCUCCGCACCACAAAUUGUACGAUGAAUUGCGGAUUUGAUUGCCACAGUUGAUUUGCGUCGAGUCGUGCCGUUUGACAGCCGGCUGUCGAGCUGUCAGAUUUGGCAGUUUGCGGCAGGCAAAGCAAAACAUCACCCGGUUCCGAACCGGUUCGCUGAAUCGGGAAGAAAAACAAUAGUGCAGUAAAUAUCGGCAAGUUUACCUCGGGACAGGCAGAAACUGCACUGUAAAUAAAACGAAAAUGACCGAGCUGGAGAAUGUAAAUCCAAAUGUGUACAAAAAGAGUGAAGAUCGAAAGCUCACGAAAGAGGACGAGGACGAGGAUGUGGUGGAUCCGUUCGAUGAGCGGGAAAUCUUCGACAUAAUCCGCAACAUCAACGAUCCGGAACAUCCUCUCACACUGGAAGAACUGCACGUCCUGGAGCAGAGUCUCAUCACGGUGGAUAAUGAGAAGAACAUCGUCAACAUCCUGUUCACACCGACCAUCCCACACUGCAGCAUGGCAACGCUGAUCGGUCUCUCGAUACGGGUGAAGCUUCUCCGGGCGCUGCCUCCGCGCUUCAAGGUGUCGGUAGAGAUCAACCCCGGCACGCACGCAUCCGAGCACGCGGUGAACAAGCAGCUGACCGACAAGGAACGUGUGGCGGCCGCACUGGAAAACACGCACCUGAUGGAGGUUAUCAAUCAGUGUAUCGGAACGCCGUUGAAAUAAACCGAACCGAGUGUCCUUUUCCUCCAAGGA
Messenger RNA from Anopheles gambiae (African malaria mosquito), 834 nucleotides. RefSeq names its product MIP18 family protein galla-2 (gene galla-2). Lineage: Eukaryota; Metazoa; Arthropoda; Insecta; Diptera; Culicidae. Bases 334 to 804 code for a protein of 156 amino acids. The record is from RefSeq and is a predicted model, not a curated record. Gene Ontology annotation, biological process: iron-sulfur cluster assembly. Gene Ontology annotation, cellular component: cytosolic [4Fe-4S] assembly targeting complex. The transcript has 2 exons.